This is a messenger RNA of Lindgomyces ingoldianus, 840 nucleotides long. RefSeq lists its product as uncharacterized. The record is from RefSeq and is a predicted model, not a curated record. Bases 1 to 840 code for a protein of 279 amino acids. The transcript has 8 exons. Lineage: Eukaryota; Fungi; Ascomycota; Dothideomycetes; Pleosporales; Lindgomycetaceae.
AUGCCAAACAGCUGUUUAAAUUCGCUCUAUGUGAAAGAACGAAACUCUAUUGCCAUUAGUAACGCACCAAAAACACUACUGACACGACGACAGCUACAUCGACAAGCCUCGCCAUCACCGACUCCUCAAUUCAUGACUGUACGGGUAAAAGCCUUACCGUUACGAGUAGCCCCAGGGAAAUCGGUCUCAGAGCUGUAUAAGUUCUCCUUGAAUACCACGCUCGUGUUUUCAUCAUCGAUAUCGUACCGCCUCCAGCCGGUGUCUCAGACUGUGCAAUCAACAUCGCCAUUGCUGACGCGAAUUGGUAGAGGAUGCGUCAUACCUCAUCCAGAGUCGUUCUCAUGCGCCUACGGUGCCGCGGAGUGGUCUGCAUUGAAAGAAACCAACCUGUUGGUCCAUCCGAUCGUCAAAGUGAAUCUCAUAGGCACCAUUAAUUCCAGUGGUGGGAUCAUUGUGAUUACGGGCAGUUUGACGGCACCCUCGCCCGAACAAGUCAUGCCAGUUUAUUCUGCGACUAAGGCGCUUGUGAACUUCUUCAGCAGGGCUUCCAACAGGCCGUACUACGGUCCGUACAAAGUGAACCGUAACGGUCACGUGUUCAGUACAAACGUACCGAGUUCUUACAAUACGUACACCUACCUCUCCUCCUCCCUGUCGUACGAACGUACACAAAAUCUCACCCGUACAGGCCUCAAAAUCGCCCAAUCGUACAGUACUACGCCUCACCAACCCUUCCUUACCAUAACAUCUCCAUCAAUGACGUCGCCUCUCUGCGGUUGCUUCCAAUAUGUUGCCUCCGGAACUAGUAGGCGCGUUUAUUCAACUCGGUAUCCAAACUGA